AUUUCUCCUCGACCUACUACCAUGUACAUUGACAACUCUCUAACCCAACGCUCUAUUGUACAUUGAGAAUCUUCCAAGAACCUUCAAGUCUGAAAAUCUGUCCCUUUCGAGAACUCCUUCCAAUCCUCCACCUUCUUCAACGAGCUCUCGUAGAAAGCCUUGUCAUUCUGAUAUGCAUCGUCACCCAAUGCCAACGUGUGCGGCCACUCCCUCCCCUUGUCACCCCCAAUCAAGUCGAUUAUCUUCCUCGCAGCAAGUAUCGGGUCUCCCGGCUCCUUCCCGGCGCCAGCGCUGAAACUCUCCAUCCAGUCGUGCGCCGCGUCGUACCCCUCAAUCGUGCGCGAUCCAGUCUUCACGUUCGCGCUAGUGCCCACUGCUGUCCGGAAACCCCCGAGCUGGGAUGAGCUUUCUGUGAGGACCGCAGACCUUCGAGGGAGGAAGGAGCAGUGAAGGGACUUACGUGGAUCGCGGUACAUCGCACGCCCCACGGCUGCAGCUCCUUUGCCCACACCGCCGUGACCGAGUCCAGCGCGGCCUUACUUGCGCAGUAGAUUCCGGCGCCGGCGAGGUUCAGUGUCGCGCCUUGCGAGCUGAUGUUCACGAUCGCGCAGGUCUUUGGCGGAAGGGAGCGGAAAUGGGGCAGCAGCGCGUGCGUGAGGUUCAGGACCCCGAAAAAGUUCGUGUGGAACUGGGCCAUGUUGGCCUCGUGGUCGAUCUCCUCGAGCGCGCCGCCCUGGAGAUAUCCCGCGUUGUUGAUGAGGCAGUGGAUCUGUCCGCUGGAGGCGGAUGUCAGCAGCCUGACGAGCGCGGGAGAGGGGACCAGCAUGACGUACUACUGCCCAAUCGCGAGUUCCACGAACUGGGCCAAGUCGCGCGGGUUCGCGGUAGUGUCGAGGGGAAGCACUUUCGCGCCGCGGCUUGCGAGGUCUGAGAGGGUGUCGAUCCGGCGCGCAGUCGCGAUCACGCGCAUUCCUGCGUUCAGGGCAGCUGUGCGUGAGCAGUGAAUGAGAUGACCAGAAGACGCGUCUGGGUCAUCAGAAUCUGGACGGACCGAGGGCGAGCUCCCGUCCAAGACCACUCGAGCAGCCAGUAAUAAGAACGACUUGCAUGAUGACAGAGGGACGCGUACAGAGAUCGGUGGGGCAGCAAUUAUAAAGCGUACUGGGCCCCGUGGGCGACUGCGGGUGUUCCGCGGAGAGUUUCACUACCCAUGUCAUCCAUGACUCGAAGAUCCAGGCAGUAAGGAUCAGGAACGGAUCCUUUUGUGACGCAAGUCGCACGUGUCUGGCAUCCGGGUUCUCACUGGCCCGGAAAAGCAAGUUGUUUUAUCAGCAGCACAGCCCCUGGGGACUUUUGCAGGCUCUCUUCCACCAUUAACGGGACAUCCUAUGAAGCCUUAUCAAUCAUUCAGCGAUCUCGCCCGCAGACCACCCGAGCUCCGUGGUCUUCUUGCCACGCACCAGAUCCGGCAGCAGGACGCGCGUCGUCCUGUGGGAACUCUGCGCUCGGCGGCGCGCUUGAUUGCGGUCUCCUCUGACGGUCAUCCGCGUUCUUAGGACGUAGAGGAUGCGUUCGGUCCGAUUUCUGCUCAGGUUAUGCGCGUGUAUAGCCUGCAAGCUCCCGCUCGAAUUCGAUACUGCUGAGCCCGCAGAUGCCUACGCGGCGCCGCUGAUGGACCGACGUCUGGCCAGCACGUCAACGCGAACCUGACUCAGGUAAGCAAGCAGACAAUCAAGCGCCCUUUGAGCGUCACUGCGGCUGCGGAAUGCCGGUUCUGCGCCCAUCCCUGUUUAGGAUUCGCUGACUGUACUCUUCUCCAUCAAAACUGACAAAGACGCGGAGGAUGGUGAGUCGACUCCGAGUCGGUGGGUGGGAGAGACUGGUCAGGUUAAAGACAGAGCAACGACCGCUACUUGAUUCCAAGCAAAGCCCACAUUCGAGACUAAACAUCCUUACUACCUACUUAUUUGGUCUGGGACUGAUUGAUAUCUGCAAUGAGCGUUCAAGGAGUCUUCGCCGCCAACUCGUUCGCCGCGCUGCCCAAAGGCAAGGCGUGUUUGAACUGCCGCCGCAGGAAGAUCAAAUGCGAUGGAGCGCAACCAAAGUGCGGGCCUUGCACAAGAUACAAAGCCUUCAGCGACUGUGAGUACGGGGGAGACGGUCCUCUCAGCACGCAUGUCCUCGAAGAACAAAUCGCGAUUCUGCAGGCCAGGAUCAAUGAAUUGGAGCAGCCAGCCUCCACACAACAACAAUCUAGACAAAUAUCGCCCACAAAUACAAUGCAACUUGGGCCCUUGCUUUCUUAUUUCUUCAAUCAGCAAAUCUCUGGAAAUGUCGUCGAUCAACAAGCGCUGCAAGCUAUGCCAACGGACUUGCCUUUCAUUGUGCUCCAAGCGCUUGUCCACAACUUCCUCCAUAACGCAAGCUGCUUCGGCUUCUUCCUCGACGCACAGACGUUUCAUGAUGCCAUCACCAGUCCCUCGGCGCAAGAUCUGCCGCAGAUCCUGCUGAACGUGAUGUAUCUCUGGGGCGUACAUCUCUCGAACGAUCCGCGCAUCACAGCGUAUGAGCCAGCCUUCCUCGCACACGCGCUGAAAAGCACCGCCAGCGGCCUCAGCGGCGCGCACCCGCGGACAGUCGUGUACAGCAUCCAGGCAUCUGUCCUGCUCGCGGUGUACUUCUUCCGGACCGCCCGCCGGCUGGAGGCGCGGUACCACACGUCUGUGGCGAUCGCCACCGCGCUGAGCGCCGGGCUGAAUCGCAUCCGGGGCCGCGCUGCGCAGGGCGGCUCGGCGCUCGGAGAUGUCGGUACGUUGGAGGAGGGCGAGCGGAUUAGCGCGUUCUGGAGUGCCGUUGCACUGGGCGGGGGCUGGGCUGGGUGCGGUGCGAUGGAGCCGAAUGUGGUCUUCUUUAAAUCGUCGCCUUCGUCGGGUGUGGCUGCGCUUACCGUUGAUACGCCGUGGCCGCUUGAGCCGGGUGAUUAUAUGCAGAAUCAACAUCUCCUGCCUGCGCGGAAUGCCGACACGGUUACUCGCUUUCUCACUGAACGGCCGUGCCCGUCCUCGUCGAUCCCCGCAUUGAGAGCUAAGGCGUCGAUACUGCUAGACUUGAGUGCGCAGAUCGGAGCCCGAGUGCGAGCAGGCGCAGUUCUUCCCUCCGAUACAUCAGUGUCCUCCCUUUCCCUUUCCCGCACCAUCGAGGCCUUCGGAUCGACGCUGCCCCCCGUUCAGUCGAGAGACGGACUGGUAAUUCAUACUCUCGUAUACUCGGCGACUAUCAAGCUGUUCGAGGCCUUGAGCGAUAAGCAUUCCCAGGCACGCGGUCGCGUUCUCGCUGCUACCCGGUCGAUUGUCGAGCUACUGGUCAAAGCAGAUCUGCCGCAACUUGGUGUGAUCGAUCCCAUUCUUGCUCCAUUAUGGGCUUCCGCCGCGCAGGUGAUCGUCUCCGAGAUCACGCGCCGGCGUGCUGAAAGCGGCGAUACGCAGAGCCUGGUCGAGGCGAUUGGCAUCGUCGUCGCUGCUAUGCGCCUGUUUCCCUUUCCGCUCAUGGACAUACAUUUGAAGAAACUCAAGGACGCCUGUGCACCGGCGCAGAUCUUCCUUUGAAGAAUGUAGACUAAUAUAUCUGAUUACUGCUGGUAUAAUGUGCCUGCUGGCCGCAUUUCUGUAACUCUCCUUUCUUCGCAUUGUUUUGUAUCAUGUAGCAACUCUAUACGCCCCAACAUGUAAUUAGAUCGUCGUCGUUGCUUCGGGUAUCUCAGCAUCGUUACAGUCCUGUACAUCAGCAGCAUAUAUCCUAG
Messenger RNA from Mycena citricolor, 3799 nucleotides. The record is from the annotation of a GenBank genome assembly. NCBI's taxonomy places the organism in Eukaryota, Fungi, Basidiomycota, Agaricomycetes, Agaricales, Mycenaceae.